GCCACUCACGCCCGAAUCCUGUCUGUCAAAAUGUUGGGACGUUUUGUGUGCGAAUAAAACGGAGAAAACGAGGAAAGUACAACAAAACGUCGUAAUUUUGUGAAUUUCGCGAAUUCCUUGGAAUAUUGGUUGUGUUUGACUCGGGUCGCCAUGAGCGCCAGCGACAACAGUGAAGAUGGGCAGCUGAGCAGCCCGUUGGAAUUGAGCGGUGCCGAAGAGGAAACGACCGAUUCCCUGGAUAUCAAACCCCCGCAGGCGUCGUCGGCCAGUUAUUACACGAAACGAAAGGAGAAGAAAUCGAAACAUUCCAAGGAACAUCAGCGCCAUGCGAGCACUUCCGGAAGGGAGCACUAUUCCGAUUCGAGGCGGGAAGGCUAUCGCGGCCACCGGGAGCGGGAAAGGGAAAGGGAUCGCUACCACAAGGAAGCCAGAAUGGAGCGGCCGAGAGAACGGGGUCACGAAAAAGAACGGUACCAUUCGGCUUCUUCUUCGGGGCACCAUUCGAAGGAAAGCCGGUACGAGAUGAAUCCAUUCUAUGGAGAAAUGAGGGAAACCUAUCAGAGCAGAAAGGAGAGGGAUCGGGAGUAUUAUGAGAAGGAGCGCGACAAGCGGAAGGAAGUGGAGAAACAAGAUCCGGACAAAUUACUGGAGGAUUUGAGAAUGAGGCUGCUCAAUAAGAAGAGCAAGUACGAUUCCACAAAGCAGCAGGAGGAUCAUGCUCAGCAUGAAAGCGAAGGUAGAAAGGAAAAAAGUCACCGCCAUCAUCAUCGACACAGGGAGAGGAAGGAACGCUCCGAACCUGAAUUGGUUGAAAUCAUGGAAAGCCCAGAUUACGAAGAUGCAUCGAAGAAGGUUACACCGGAAGUGAAAGACAAAGAACAUGACGAGAGAAGAGCUAAACUUUUAGAAGCCGAACGGCAGAUGGCCCGCCGUAAGGAAGCAGCUAGAGAUGAGCUUCAAACCAGACGUCUGAUGAGACGAGAACGUGAACCUUCCGACUCCGCGGACGAAACCUCAAAGAAACAACAAGCCGACGACGAUGAAGAGAUGGAAAGUGCAGACGAAGCAACGAAGAAAAUCGCAAAGAAGAAGAAGAAAGCUAAGAAACGCGCAGAUUCCGACCGGUCAGACAGGGAAAUGCGUUCCGAGGGCGAGGACGACGACACCAAUUCGGACACUUCGUCUUCGAGCAGCGAUAGCGAUGAUUCCCGUGAUGCAACCGACGACGAAGAGAAACCGCCAGAUAGUCCUCUGUCAGUGGGCGAUUUGGCCAAGUCGGAUAGAAGACACAGAAGUGAUUCGCGCUCACGGUCCGGAUCAAGGUAUCGUUCGAGAUCACGAUCAACACGAUCUAGGUCUGCCUCCGGCUCCAGUAGAAGCCGAUCCCGAAGCCCCCGUCGUCGUCACGAAAGCAGCAGAAGCAUUUCACCUCGAUCCGAUCGCGAAGACGGGGACAAGCGGUCAAAAUCGAAAGACAAGGAUGAACCCAAAUCGCCACCAAUGGAAGUGGAACCGGAGGAACAGCUUCCUCCUUAUUUCCCCGGGAUUCAAGGUUGUCGCUCUGUAGAAGAAUUCCAAUGUUUGAACCGCAUAGAGGAAGGUACAUACGGAGUUGUUUAUCGGGCCAAGGACAAACGCACUGAAGAGAUUGUCGCUUUGAAGCGACUCAAGAUGGAGAAGGAAAAGGAAGGCUUUCCGAUCACUUCUUUGCGAGAGAUAAAUACUCUCCUCAAAGGACAGCACCCGAACAUCGUGACUGUGCGGGAAAUCGUUGUGGGAAGUAAUAUGGACAAAAUCUUCAUUGUAAUGGACUACGUCGAGCACGAUUUGAAAUCGCUGAUGGAAACUAUGAAACACAAGAAGCAAGUGUUCCUACCAGGGGAAGUCAAAUGUCUUACUCAGCAGUUACUUCGUGCUGUGGCCCAUCUGCACGAUAAUUGGAUCUUGCAUCGUGAUUUGAAAACAUCGAAUCUUCUACUUUCACACAAGGGGAUCCUCAAAGUUGGAGAUUUCGGUCUAGCUCGAGAGUAUGGAUCUCCCUUGAAGGCGUACACUUCGAUUGUGGUGACUUUGUGGUAUCGUGCACCAGAACUGCUUCUAUGCUGUAAAGAAUAUUCCACUCCGAUCGACAUUUGGUCCGUUGGGUGCAUUUUCGCCGAGUUCCUUGCAAUGACCGCCCUGUUCCCAGGCAAAACCGAACUGGAUCAACUGAAUCGAAUUUUCAAAGAAUUAGGUACGCCUAACGAGAAAAUCUGGCCUGGAUACAAUCAACUCCCAGCUGUACAGAAGAUGACGUUCACCGAGUAUCCCGUAUCGAACUUGCGCAAACGCUUCGCACACCAAACUAGCGAGUUGGGCAUCUCUCUACUCCAGGGACUGCUAACCUUCGACCCGAAGCAGCGUUUGACAGCGGAAGCCGGCCUCAAGCACAGCUACUUCAAGGAACUGCCCCUUCCCAUCGACCCGGCAAUGUUCCCCACGUGGCCGGCCAAGAGUGAGCUGGGGCUGAAAAAGGCACUCGCUUCCAGCCCGAAACCUCCGAGCGGCGGAGGAGAAUUCAAGAAAUUGGGUGACGAUCCCGUGGCAGAUAAUCCUGGUUUCCAUCUGGGUGCCACCUAUGCAGAAUCCCGCCAGAUGGCGAUGGGACCGGGUUUCAGUUUGAAGUUCUGAUAAAUGUGGUCACUUUCAGUUCCGCUCCGGGCUGGAUGAUCUGACACAGUUACAAACAAUUAUUACUCUGCUAUCAAUAAAAAAGUAAGUUAUUCUAGUUGUGUAGGUUUAGAACA
Aedes aegypti (yellow fever mosquito) is the source of this 2786-nucleotide messenger RNA. RefSeq names its product serine/threonine-protein kinase PITSLRE (gene Pitslre). The transcript is spliced from 3 exons. The record is from RefSeq and is a predicted model, not a curated record. Gene Ontology annotation, molecular function: cyclin-dependent protein serine/threonine kinase activity; ATP binding. Gene Ontology annotation, biological process: regulation of mitotic cell cycle; protein phosphorylation. Lineage: Eukaryota; Metazoa; Arthropoda; Insecta; Diptera; Culicidae. The coding region runs from base 151 to 2670 and encodes 839 amino acids. Gene Ontology annotation, cellular component: nucleus.